This is a messenger RNA of Notothenia coriiceps (black rockcod), 2357 nucleotides long. RefSeq names its product ubinuclein-2-like. Gene Ontology annotation, biological process: chromatin organization. NCBI's taxonomy places the organism in Eukaryota, Metazoa, Chordata, Actinopteri, Perciformes, Nototheniidae. The record is from RefSeq and is a predicted model, not a curated record. Gene Ontology annotation, cellular component: nucleus. Bases 900 to 2357 code for a protein of 485 amino acids. The transcript is spliced from 7 exons.
UUUAUAUUAUAAACAAACAAAACAUUGACAUCAGGGGUAUAUAGGUACAUAUACAGAGUAUACAUUCAAUUAGUGAAUACAAAUAAUAAAUUAUUAUAUGAAUGUUAUAUUUUUCAGUGUACGUGGGUGAGCUGAUGAGGCUGGUUUUUGAAGAAGUCUUUGAGGACCCAACACCGUUUGUGGAGGAGAUGAAGAAAAUCAACAUCCCAAAGGACCUGUCCUCUCAAUUUGACAGGCCCUGAAAGGAGGAAGUGGUAGCCCGCCAGGUCUCACGUUUCAGUCGUCUAGGGGCGGUCGGAAGCCAACAUACAUUUAUUUUAGCAAACAAAACAUUGACAUCAGGGGUACAUAUACAGAGUAUACAUUCACUUAGUUGUAUCAAUAUUUGUCUCAAAUCAUCACCUUUAAAGUUAAUAAAAGAGUUGCAUCGUCUAUCUACUUUAUGGAUUAACACGGGCUAAAAGUAAAAGGAGACGUUGGCGCGUAUCUGGCAGGUGGGCGUGUUCUUGCUCUCCUAUUGGUCAAACGCUGUUCCCGCUCCACUAUUGGUCAAUCGCUGUUACGCACCGCCCAGCCGCUGAAUAAUGAUAAUAAUGAUCAAGAUGGCUACUACAGAAUCCUCCUUGCGGUAGCCAACCUCCAGUUCCAUGGAAGCGUUUAAAACUGCCUUUUCUCACAGUUUAAGUCCCUCUUAGGAGACGGGGGCUCUGCCAGGGAUACUACUUUAUGGAUUAACACGGGCUAAAAGGAUAUAAAAGUAACUGUGUUGCUUCAACCACUCAUUCUAAAGGGAAGCUAAGCUAGCAUAGCAACUAGCUUUCUUCUUCUUCUUGACGACCGUCUCCAGGUUUCCCGGUUUGCGUGACUUUACGUGACCCGGUUCCGUUAAAGAGCGUCAAAUGGCAGAACCGAGGAAAGUACCGUUCGUCACUAUCUCGUCCUUCAACACCUCGCCGGUGGUUCCGACCCCCCAGCAGGAGUCCAGCAAAAAGCGCCGCCGAGAAGAUGAGGCCGCCGAGGUGACUUGUGGGAAAGAUGGAGGUGGAGGUGGUUCUGUUGUCGGCUCAGGAGAUGGAGGUGGAAGUGGAGGAGCUCCGUUCGGGAAUGUGACACCGACAGGAGGGGAGGGAGUCACCGGGGAGGUGAAGCCAUCUGUGCGGCUGCUCCUCCCGCUGGCUGAGCCCAGUGACCGGGCUUCAUCAGAGUUCAACUACGGAGAACUGGUCAACUCAUCGCAGCCUCAGACUCAGCCUCAGCCUCAGGUAAAGCCUCAAGGUUCAAAGAUCCCUAAAGGCCUCGCACCCCCGCUGGACCCCAGCGACCCGUUUGCUGACGACAACAGAGAGAGACGAGAAGUGGAGGCGAUGGCCAAGAAGUUUGAGAACAAAUACGGUGGUGUCCCAAAGAAGAAGAAGAAAGACCGGAUGCAGGAUCUCAUCGACAUCGGCUUUGGAUACGAUGACACUGACCCCUUCAUCGACAACUCAGAGGCUUAUGAUGAGCUGGUGCCGGCCUCUUUAACCACGAAACACGGAGGUUUCUACAUCAACACCGGCACGCUGCAGUUCAGAGCGGCUUCAGACUCGGAGGGUGAAAACGGCGGCACAGAAGAUAACCGCUUCAAGAAGAUGAAAGACGGCGAGGAGCGGGUGAUAAAGAAGCGUCGGAAAAAGCAAGAUGGUGGUAUUCUGGAGGAAAAGAAACCCAGAAAGAAUAAAGUACCAAAGGCUGGAGUUUCCCUGAACGUGCACCGCCCGGAGAAGAAGAAGAGGAAGAAGCUGAUGAAGGACUCCAUACACCUGGCCAACAUGCUGCGCCGCUUCACCCGGGAGAAGGAGGAGAUGAGGAAGAAGAACUUCACCGCCCACGCGCUGGCUCGAGCCAACGCCAAAGCUCCCGUCGUCGUCGCCGUCGCCGCCGGCAACAACAGCACCGCGCUGAUCAACACCCAGGCUAAAGUCUCCGGGGCGGCCGAUUGCAACAUUACAGACCUGACCUCCGACCCCGCCAUGAUGUCAAUGCUCGGAUCGACCAAUAACGACAUCCUGCAGGACAUGAUGGGCGAACUGGACUUCGAGAUGCUGGACUCCCCGCAGCAUAGCCCCCUGCAGGGGGCGGAGAACGGGGCCUUCGGGCUCAAAACCGCAGGGGGCAGGGGGGGUCAGGGGGUCAUGGCGCCCCCCCCUCUGCCCAGCGGACUCUCAGCACCGCUCACUAAACGCAUCGAGGACCUCAGAGCGGUACGGGAGUUAAUAUUACACUGUGUUAGAUCUGCAAUUAAGAAUUAUGUUAAUUUAUUUUUUGUGAUCACAUUUUUAUUGAGAUUAUUUAACAUGUACAACCAAAAAAUUAUUUAG